AGCAUGAGGGCCUCCCAAGCGCUCCUGCUGUGCUCUUCCUUGGCAGUGCUGUUCCGGCCCGGCUCCUGCCAGCCCUACCUCCGCCUCAGGCCCUCCCCGAGCGACAAUCUGCCCAUCAAGGACAUCAUCGAGCACCCGGACCCGGAGUAUGACCCCAAGGAGCAGGACCUGGACGACCGGACGUUGCGGAAGAAGCUGGGGAGCAACUUCGACCCCUCUUUUAUGUCGGUGGGCGCCCCGGCCCAGGCAAACCUCUCCAGCCCCGACCCCCUGUACAGGGUCAAGGCGCAGGGACCCUUGCCCAACGAGCUGAAGAAGCUGGAGCUGGGAGAGACACCUUACGGGGCGAGGCUCAAGAUGGGAAAGAAGGCGCGGAGGAAGUUCCUGCAGUGGCUGUGGGCCUACACCUACUGCCCGGUGCUAUACACCUGGAAGGACCUGGGUGUCCGGUUCUGGCCCCGUUACAUCAAGGAAGGGAACUGUUUCUCGGAGAAGUCGUGCUCCUUCCCCGAGGGCAUGUACUGCAAGCCGGUCAAGUCGGUCACCAAGACCUUCUUGAGAUGGUAUUGCCAAGGGUGGUCAAGGCAAAAGUAUUGCACCUGGAUUCCCGUGCAGUACCCUGUAAUUUCAGAAUGCAAAUGUUCCUGUUAG
Euleptes europaea (tarantolino) is the source of this 651-nucleotide messenger RNA. RefSeq names its product noggin-2-like. The transcript has a single exon. NCBI's taxonomy places the organism in Eukaryota, Metazoa, Chordata, Lepidosauria, Squamata, Sphaerodactylidae. The record is from RefSeq and is a predicted model, not a curated record. Bases 4 to 651 code for a protein of 215 amino acids. Gene Ontology annotation, biological process: negative regulation of cell differentiation; negative regulation of BMP signaling pathway; osteoblast differentiation.